GCAGACAACAACAUCCACGACUUUUGUCUUCGUUUUGCAAAGUGAACCAAAUUCAAUAAAUUAUCAAUCACAUGCGCUAGGAUCGAAUCACCCAUUUCUACUGUCAUGCAUACACCUUAAAGCUGGAAAUAUCGCUCAUCGUGUGAACCGGGAUCCUCUGUUAUAUCUGCACUCGACCCUUGUAGGCUAGAGCCAUGUCGUACUCGACAAUGCGGACUGCCGUAGUCCAGACUACCAUCUUGGCAGCCCUCACCAUGAUCAUCUCCCAUCAUAUCCACCAGCAUGCGUACGAUGGUGUGUGGGAGGAUGAGGUUUUCAAGAAUUUCACCCAAACCUUAGCACUGGUUGACAAGAACAUGACCAAGUCGACAUCGUCUUUCAACGGCACCAGCGUCACCAGUGAUACCUCCCAGUUAAAUAGCACUUCCUCCGUCAAUGGCACAUUCAGUGCAGCUUUCGAAGUUUCCAAGGACGAGCCGUCAUUCUACAUGGUACGGCUCCCUCGAAAGAUGCUCGUGGUAGCAUUGCUGUGUCCACUGCAGUACUACUGGCAUAUCUGGUUGGAGCGCUCGUUCCCCAGCCGGCCAAAAGGGGUUGAAAUUGUGAAUGAGAGGGAGAGGAGUGAAGUUGACGUUAUCGAUGACAGGGAAGAGAGAGUGGUCAAGAAAUGGAUCGCACAAGGAAAAGUGCGACGAUCUUCCCUUAGCUGGUGGAACACGUUCGUAAAGUGGAUCCUCCAUGUCAUCAUUGCCCAUCUCUGGUACGGCGCCGUCUACCACAUCGCAAUCGGGCUGUCGAAACUGGAAUCGCCCUCUAGCAUAUUUGCGAUAUUCGCGCCAUUCAGACUGUUUCUCUAUUGGAUUGGCAUGAUGUUCUCUAUUUCUCCCUUAGCAUCGCUCGUUGCAUUUGUCAUCGUCCCUGCAUCGCGACGCACCACGUUCAUAGAAGGCGCCGAUCUGCUAUGGACUACUUUUGUUGGCGCCUUCUUCCGUCUUGUCAUCCCUUGGAUGGUAAAAACGACCUAUGCGCAGGACCUGAUGGGAAAUUUCACGGAGGGGAUGAUGACAAGCGACGAGAAGAUGAAGAAACUACGUGCGCUUGAUGAGUUGUAGACGCGGCUUGCAGGUAAACGAGAUUCCGCGAGGAGGACCAGACGUUAGUUCCGUAAAUCGAAAUUGUGAGUUCGGAAAACCCUCCAAGGGAAAAAAGAGCAAAUGAAAAUUGAAACAUAUAUUUUCAAAAUAAUUAAAUGUAGCUUAUACGUGCUGGUUAUCCAAUAACUUGCGAAGUAUGCUGCUACAGUCAGUGACAUUUUUUCUGGCUCCAGCCCCAUUUUGAAUACCC
Pseudomassariella vexata is the source of this 1344-nucleotide messenger RNA. RefSeq lists its product as uncharacterized. Lineage: Eukaryota; Fungi; Ascomycota; Sordariomycetes; Amphisphaeriales; Pseudomassariaceae. The transcript is spliced from 2 exons. The coding region runs from base 195 to 1112 and encodes 305 amino acids. The record is from RefSeq and is a predicted model, not a curated record.